Messenger RNA from Lolium perenne, 2001 nucleotides. The record is from RefSeq and is a predicted model, not a curated record. NCBI's taxonomy places the organism in Eukaryota, Viridiplantae, Streptophyta, Magnoliopsida, Poales, Poaceae.
AUGCAGCUCGCGGCGGGAGCGAUGCGGCCCCUCCUUACCAAGCUCGGCAAGCUGCUAUUGGAUGAAUAUUAUCUUGAUACGAAGGUGAAGAAAGGCGUCAGCUGGAAGUCAACACAGCCACGCACGGGCCGCUCCAGCAGAUCGGAAGGAGCGGGUCUCGGAAGGAGCGGCGGCCACGCCGAUCGAUCUGGCGCUCCAGCAGAUCGGAAGGAGCGGGCCGAGCCGGGAUGUCCUGAUGAAUUUGAGCAAGUAUCCAGAGGUAUCUUGAAGAAAUAUGGUGGAGUACCAUUAGCCAUUAUUACCAUAGCUAGUCUUUUGGCUAGUAACCAAAACAUUAAAACAAAGGACCAAUGGUGUGUUCUGCUCAAUUCUAUUGGUCGUGGGCUUGCUGAAGGUGAUAGUAUUGACGAGAUGCAAAGAAUAUUGUCACUUAGCUACUAUGAUCUGCCUUCACGUCUGAAGACUUGUUUUUUAUAUCUGAGUAUAUUCCCGGAAGACUAUCAGAUUUCCAGAAAUCGGCUUAUAUGGAGGUGGAUAGCCGAAGGUUUCGUACAACCUGAUAAACAUGGAACUAGAAUGUUUGAGCUCGGGGAAGGUUACUUCACUGAACUGAUAAACAGAUGUUUGAUUCAGCCGGUAAACAUUGACAGUGAACGCAGAGCAAAAGAUUGUCAUGUUCAUGACAUGCUGCUCGACCUCAUUCUUUCUUUGUCAAAUGAAGCAAACUUCGUUACUAUAUUGGAUGGUACUCAGCGUAGCACACCAAAUCCUCAAAGGAAGAUGCGCAGAUUAUCUCUCCAAAAUGGCAUGGAAGAUACUUCUGCCCCUCAGCUCGCUACCGCGAGCAUGUCACGGGUCAGAUCAGUUGCUCUGUUUCAACAUGCAAUUUGUGUUAUGCCACCCCUCUGGAAAUUUGAAGUUCUGCGUGUGUUGGACUUGGAAGGUUGUGAUAUGCCAGAAAGUUGGUACACGAUCAAUCUUAAGUAUAUCGGGAAUCUAUUACAUCUGAGGUACCUAAGACUAAAUGAUUCAUAUAUUCGAGAGCUCCCAGUGGAAAUUGGAAAGCUGCAAUAUUUGCUAGUGUUGGACUUAUUAGGAUCUGGUAUAGUUCAGUUGCCGUCAAGUGUUAUUCUGCUCACUUAUUUAUUGAACCUGCGUAUUAAUUUUUACACAAAGAUGCCGUUUGAGAUUGGUAAAUUGCUGUCCCUAGAAGAGCUGUCCACUCCGUGGGUGGACAGUAACAUUGCUAAAGAGUUGGGUCAUCUCACUGAACUUAGGAUGCUCCAGAUCGUGUGGGAAGGAAGAGAAACCGAUGGGAGUCUAGAAAAAGUGAUUGUGGAGUCCUUAGGCCACCUGCGCAAACUGCAAACCCUACUUAUUGUUGAUGCCUAUUCUGGCCAGGGUGUGAUCAUGCUAGAUGGCUGGGUACCUGCUCCACAGCUCCGUUCAUUUAGUUCAGGGGUUAUGUUCUUGAGACUACCGACUUGGGUUAACUCAUCGUCUGUUCCACUCCUCUCUAGCCUGCACAUAGAUGUCGGUGAAUUGAAGCAGCGUGACAUCCAGGUGAUCGGGAGGCUGCCUGUUCUUCGUGAUCUCUGGCUGACCGCGAAGGGAGAUGCAGGCAUUGAGUUUCUCCCGGAGGAAACGUUUGUGGUUAGCGCAGACUCAUUCCCGUGUAUAAAAGAGUGCAAAUUCUACGGUCUUCAGAUUCUGCCAUCUAUGUUCCCAAGAGGAGCAAUGCCAAUGGUUCAAUCCCUUCGGUUCACCGUCAGAUUAUCGUACAUGGUGGAUGCAGAGUGGGACUUCGACAUGAAGAACCUCCCUUCCCUUGAGCAGGUUGAUGUUGACUUCUCGUGUAAUGGAGGCUGCCCUGAGGCGGCGAAGGAACCAGAGGCUGCGCUCUGGCAGUUCGCAGCAGACACCAUGAGGCGGCUCACAGCAGACGCCCUGAGGUUCGCAGCAGACGAACAUCCCAACCGCCCUUACCUUCUCAUCCACUGA